Messenger RNA from Paracoccidioides brasiliensis Pb18, 1794 nucleotides. RefSeq lists its product as uncharacterized. The coding region runs from base 1 to 1794 and encodes 597 amino acids. Gene Ontology annotation, cellular component: mitochondrion; acetolactate synthase complex. Gene Ontology annotation, biological process: L-valine biosynthetic process. The record is from RefSeq and is a predicted model, not a curated record. The transcript is spliced from 6 exons. Gene Ontology annotation, molecular function: magnesium ion binding; thiamine pyrophosphate binding; flavin adenine dinucleotide binding.
AUGGUAGCAUUCGCUCUCAAGGACCCCAAAACACGGGAGCUAACAGGUGGAGAUCUCCUGGCACAAUCACUCAAACAUGCCGGCGUCGAAGUUACCUUUGGACUUCAUGGCGGUCACCUCGACGCUUUUCUCAUGGGCUGUGAGUUCGCAGGUAUUCGCCUCGUUGACACACGCCAUGAGACGGUAGCUGUCCAGGCUGCUGAGUCUCACGCGAAAUUCACGAAGAAUAUUGGUGUCUGUUUCGUGACUGCUAAUAGCGGGUUUUCGAAUGGCCUCCCUGGUCUCGCGACAGCGUUGGCAGAUCGAUCCCCUAUUCUCUGCAUCACCUCGUCCCUGCCGCUACGGGAUGCGGAGAGCAAUUCUCCACAGGGUAUUAUUGACCAGAUCGUUGUGUCAAAGCCGCUGACCAAGUUUGCCUAUCGAAUGACCAACCCGGAAGACACACCCAGGAUUAUUUCACAUGCUAUCCGUGUUGCGAUGUCUGGCGCUCCAGGUCCUGUUCUUGUUGAUUUUCCUAUCGACGUGUUCUUCUCACCUGUGUGUCAACAAUUGAUAUCAUGGGGAUCUAUUUCUUCACCAUUAUCUUUUGCUCCCGGCCCGCAUACCGGCGCUGUGGAGGAAGCAGCUAGGCUUAUCGGUUCCGCAAAGCGGCCCGCGAUUAUUAUUGGUGCGGGAGGGAAUUCAUCGCAAGAGGCUGGAGAACAACUGACCAAACUCUCCCAAGCGUGUGGCAUACCCAUCUUCGACACAACAAAAUGCAUGAUGUCUACCAUCCCCCCACAAUUCGAACUUUACGGCGGACCAGCGGGGAAACUCGCCAUUCUUCCCAUGAUGGGAAAACAGCGGCCAGACCUCAUCAUGCUUUUGGGCGGGAGAACGGGUAUGUAUCUCGGCGGUCGCUCUGGGACAAUAAUCCCCAAAGAAAAUUGCAAACUGAUUCACGUUGACGUUGAUGGGGCGGAAAUCGGACGCACACUCCCAGUCGACCUAGGUGCUGUAUCUGACGUGGCACAUGCGCUGUCGAUAAAACAACUUCCCACACCGUUCGAGCAGCAGCCGGAAGUCAAUCCGUCAUCGAAGAGACUACACCCCUACCACGCCCUCAAACACAUCUUCUCGGCCAUCGAGCACGGAAGCAUCAUAAUCCUCGAUGGUGGCGAAGCGGCCCUCUGGGCCGGGGAGGUUCUAUCCCUCUGCUCACCUAGCGCAGUGAUCAAGUCAACUGGGAACUUAGGGUUCCUCGGCAACGGCUUCGGAUACGCAUUGGGAGCAGCCAUCGCGGCGCCGGACCGCAAGGUGAUUAAUCUCCACGGUGACGGUUCCGCAGGAUUCCAUUUUAUGGAACUCGAUACUUAUAAGCGGUUUGAUCUUGAUAUCGUGACUAUCGUCGUGAACAAUUACUGCUGGGGUAUGAGCUCGAAUGGGCAGGAGUUGGUGUAUGGGGAGGAGAAUUCGGCACGACCUAUCAGUUCGCUCAGCCCUUUGCUGGAAUAUGACGUUGUUGCGAAGGGGAUGGAGAAUGCGAGCGCGAAGUUGGAGAAGAUUGAGGAUAUUGAGGGUGUGAUUAGGAAGAUGCGGGAGGUGAAGGGGCCUCGUUGUAUCAAUUUGAUUGUUGAUGAUAAGCCGAUUCAUCCACUUACAGCUGCGAUGGUUGGGAAGACGAACGAUCCGAAUUUAGUCGUGGUACCGUACUAUGAAAAUAUGCGCAGAUUUACAAACUCUCAGAUGGAGGCGUGUGGAGGCCGCGUGCUCCCCUGGGUGUUCUCAUCCAACAAUUCCUCGUUCAUCAAUUGA